Molecule: messenger RNA, 1194 nt
Organism: Antechinus flavipes (yellow-footed antechinus)
Lineage: Eukaryota; Metazoa; Chordata; Mammalia; Dasyuromorphia; Dasyuridae
Exons: 2
Coding region: 232-1194 (320 amino acids)
Source: RefSeq, a predicted model, not a curated record
CUUGUGUGGUGCGGGACCCCCUUUGGUGCAGGGACCCCCUUGUUUGGUGCAGGGACCACCCUUGUUUGGUGCGGGACCCUCUUUGGUGCAGGGACCACCCUUGUUUGGUGCAGGACCCCCUUUGGUGUAGGACCCCCCCUUGUUUGGUGGGGGACCCCCCUUUGUUUGGUGCGGGACCCCCUUUGUUUGGUGUAGGGACCCCCCUGUUUGGUGCGGGACCCGCAUUGUUUCAUGCAGGGACCCCCCCUUGUAUGGUGCGGGACCCCCUUUGUUUGGUGCAGGACCCCCUUUGGUGUAGGGACCUCCCUGUUUGGUGCGGGACCCCCCUUGUUUGGUGCAGAGACCCCCCCUUGUGUGGUGCGGGACCCCCUUUGGUGCAGGGACCCCCUUGUUUGGUGCAGGACCCUCUUUGGUGCAGGGACCACCCUUGUUUGGUGCGGGACCCCCAUUGUUUGGUGCAGGACCCCCUUUGGUGUAGGGAUCCCCUGUUUGGUGCAGGACCCCCUUUGGUGCGGGACCACCCUUGUGUGGUGCGGGACCCCCAUUUGGUGCAGAACCCCCCUUGUUUGGUGUAGGACCCCCCUUGUUUGGUGCAGGACCCCCUUUGGUGUAGGGACCUCCCUCUUUGGUGCGGGACCCCCCUUGUUUGGUGCAGAGACCCCCCCUUGUGUGGUGCAGGACCCCCUUUGGUGCAGGGACCCCCUUGUUUGGUGCAGGGACCACCCUUGUUUGGUGCAGGACCCCCUUUGGUGCAGGGACCACCCUUGUUUGGUGCAGGACCCCCUUUGGUGCGGGACCACCCUUGUGUGGUGCGGGACCCCCAUUUGGUGCAGAACCCCCCUUGUUUGGUGUAGGACCCCCCUUGUUUGGUGCAGGACCCCCUUUGGUGUAGGGACCUCCCUCUUUGGUGCGGGACCCCCCUUGUUUGGUGCAGAGACCCCCCCUUGUGUGGUGCAGGACCCCCUUUGGUGCAGGGACCCCCUUGUUUGGUGCAGGGACCACCCUUGUUUGGUGCGGGACCCUCUUUGGUGCGGGACCCCCCUUGUUUGGUGCAGAGACCCCCCCUUGUGUGGUGCAGGACCCCCUUUGGUGCAGGGACCCCCUUGUUUGGUGCAGGGACCACCCUUGUUUGGUGCGGGACCCUCUUUGGUGCAGGGACCACCCUUGUUUGGUGCAGGACCCCCUUUGGUGUAG